Messenger RNA from Clupea harengus (Atlantic herring), 4831 nucleotides. It is a transcript of the gene fbxo10, whose product is annotated as F-box protein 10. Gene Ontology annotation, biological process: ubiquitin-dependent protein catabolic process; regulation of apoptotic process. Gene Ontology annotation, molecular function: protein binding. NCBI's taxonomy places the organism in Eukaryota, Metazoa, Chordata, Actinopteri, Clupeiformes, Clupeidae. The record is from RefSeq and is a predicted model, not a curated record.
ACUCAAUUUGAGAGCCAUCGUCAUUUCCUCUAGGUAUCUCCGAAAGUGAUGAGGAUUUAUAGGCUAACACUAUAUAAGACCUGUGUCCUAUUUCAUUUGUUGCAAUUGUGACAGGUCAUAUUAACGUAGGCUACGACUCGUGGAUGGAAUCGUGUAGUAGCCUACUUACUCUUCGUUGCUAAGAGGCUUUGGCUGACGCUGUUCUUAUCGUUACAUCGAUAAACAUGUCAGAACAACUGCAGACGUUUUACCUCUCUUCAAAACCGAUCAGUCGACAAUACGAGCGCUCAGAAAGAGAUGUGCUACAAAGUAACUUGUUUGCCAUAGCUUACUGCCAACCAGGGCCGUUGGCAUAUCUGCAGUGAUGUUUUUGUAGGGCCCCUAAAGUAGGCUACAUAUACUAAGGUGGCACCGCAUAGUGAAGCAGUGACUGCCCUCUUUGAGUGUUUAAUAUGAGAAUAAUGAAUUGCCCCGGUUGUGACUAGCCGAAUCGAUUCAGAGGGCUGGUCGCCUGAUUUACGCCUCUUUUUUCCAAGAAUACCCAUUCCCUUUGGGUGCCUAUACUAGCCUGCCCCCGUUUCCACGCCUCGUCGUAAACCGGAGGAGAAAGCCAAGGAAAAAUAUCCAACUCGUCCUUGCUUGGUGUGCAGUUCCUGAAUACUACUGGCUAACACGUUUGUCUGGAAGGAGAGCUUGAGGUCUGACAGCAACAAAAAUGACGGUUGGCGAAAGAAAACGUAAACGGAAAGGUUGAUCACAUGCAGUAGGAGGGACUAAACAAAAUGUUGCCGAAUUUGUGGUGCCUUUUUGCCCAAACGUCACCUGGAUUCAAAAAUGCUGAAUGAGGAGAGAGAUGAGGACAACCUACUGAAUGCCAUGGGAAUUCCUCAUCACCUGACCUACUGGGAUUUAAACUGACAGCUGAUACCCUCAAGGGGCCCUAGGAGAGUGGACAGGGGUAUGAUGGAGAUGAGGGCACUGCCAAUGGAGCUGUGGCGGCUGAUCCUGGCCUAUCUGCCCCUCCCUGACUUGGGCAGGUGCUGCCAGGUGUGCCGGGCGUGGCGCGAGCUGGUCCUCAGCCUGGAUGCCACCCGCUGGCGCCAGCUCUGCCUGGGCUGUCCCGAGUGCCGCCACCCCAACUGGCCCCGUCGGCCCAACCUGGAACCACCCUCCUGGAGAGAGGCACUGCGGCAGCACUCCCUGGCCAGCCGUACAUGGGCUCAGAAUGUUCCAGAGCUGCAGUCCUCUGCGUGCCUCACCCUGUUCCGCAGGCGCAAGGACAGGCGGGUAUGGCGGGUGGGGGCCGGGCCGGGCUGUGACUUUGAGACCCUGAGGGGAGCGCUGACGGUGGCAGGACCAUACGACCGAGUGGCACUCCAACCGGGCCUCUAUGAGGAGCAGGCUGAGGUGUCCCUCAAGGUGCCUGUGGAGAUUGUGGGCAUGGGCAAACUAGGUGACGUGGCGCUGUUGGUUAGCUUUGAUCAACAGUGCCCCACUGCCCGGCUCUGCAACUUGGUGCUUAUGCCUGCUUGGUUCUCCCCUGUGGUUUACAAGACAUCAGCAGGUCAUGUCCAGCUGGAUAACUGUAACUUUGAGGGGGCCCAGAUGCAGGUGAGGGGCCCAGGCACCUGUCAGGCACGCUUCUGCUCAUUUGCACAGGGGGCCUCUGCGCACUUCUUGGGCGUGGCUCUGAGUUUGAUGGACAGCUGCGAGUUCAGUGGCAGCGACUCGGCCUCUGUGACCGCGGAAGGCCCGCCCGUCGCUGAGCGCAACUGGGCCUGCAAGCAUCUGGCUGCUCUUGUUAAAACUAUGGCAAUGAACUCCAUGGCAAUGACCCCAACAGACCCCCUCAAACAGGGCACUGGGAACAGCCCGUCCACAGCCAGGCCCCCUGGAGGGCUCAUCCCCAUGGAAACCUGGAUUGGUCAAGAGACAGACAAAGGGGGAGGGACGAAAGGGGGAGAAGGAGCACUUCUGGGCCAGGAGACAGUGCUGGAGGACGGAUGGGGCGAGGGGGACUUGAAGAAAGAGGACGAGGAGGAGGGUGGGGUGAUGAAGAGGGCCGAUCCAGCGUACUCCCUCUCCUACGAGGCCCAUGGGCUGGCCCAUCUGUGGCAGCGCGGCGGGGACGUGAGCGAGGCUGAGGAGCCGGUCCUGCGCUCACUGCCCGAGGAGCUGCAGGUGGAUGCAGACGCUCAGAUGCUGGUUGCCACGGUGUACGGCUGCGUGCUGCGUCACUGUCUGCUGCGCGACGGCAAGGGCGGCGUCCACAUGUGCAAUCAUGCCCACACGCGUCUCGAGGCCAAUGUCUUCACACGCCUGCACUACGCAGUCCGCUGCAUCCAGAAUGCCAAGAUGGUAAUGUUGGGUAAUGAGGUGAGUGGGUGUAGGGCCUCUGGGGUGUUCCUUCGCCUCUCUGCUCAGGGGCUCAUAGCGGAGAACAACAUCCACUCAAACGCCGAAGCUGGCCUCGACAUCCGCAAAGGAGCCGACCCCAUCAUUCUGUGCAAUAGAAUACACAGUGGUCUGCGCUCUGGGAUUGUUGUCCUGGGAAAUGGCAAAGGCUCUAUCCGUAGCAACCAGAUCUAUGGCAACAAGGAGGCCGGAGUGUACAUACUGUUUAAUGGGAAUCCUGUGGUCAGUGGAAACCACAUCUUCCAAGGGCAAGCAGCAGGCAUUGCUGUGAAUGAAAAUGGCCGAGGUCUUAUCACUGACAAUGUGAUCCGUGAGAACCAGUGGGGUGGUGCAGAUAUCCGCCGCGGGGGAGAUCCCAUCUUGAGGAAUAACUUCAUCUGUCACGGCUACUCUGAUGGGGUGGUGGUGGGGGAGAGGGGCAGGGGCCUCAUUGAAGGAAACCACAUCUAUGGUAACAAUGGCUGUGGUGUGUGGGUGAUGUCCUCCAGCUUGCCUCAGCUGCUGGGGAACUACAUUACCCAUAACCGCAUGUAUGGGCUAGCUCUCUUCUGCCGGAAGGACCCAGAGCCUGGAGCUGGGAGAGAGGGAGGAGUGGAGAGGGGGGUAGAGAGAGAUGGAGAGAGAGGAGUCGGAGGAGGAGAAAAUCUGAAUGAGGAAGGAGAGCUGUCAGCAUGGGAGAAUGACCUCGACAGUGAGGACGAGCGCUUCUCUGCUCGGCGGCCAAUCAGUGUCGCACUGGUAGAGAGCAACUGCAUGAGUCACAAUGGAGCAGAGGGAGUGUAUGUGAGGAGCUGUGAGAGUGUAAACAUCGUGGGCAACAUGGUGGGCGAGAACAGAGGCGUGGGUGUGGCCGUGCUGCAGAGCACCCAGCUCACGCGCCUGGUUGGCAACUGCAUCCGUGGGAAUGCCCACGCCGGAGUUACCGUGGCAAAGGAAUGCCGCGUGGAGCUCCGUGGUAAUGGUGUCUAUGCCAACGGUGGCCAUGGCGUCAGUUACUGUGGCGACGGACUGGUUGUAGAGAAUGACAUUGUGGGAAACCGCCGCAGUGGUAUCCGAGCAACAGACAAUGCAGACGUGAAGGUGCUGAGGAACCGCGUUCAGGCUGGCCUGGGCUGUGGGAUCUGCAUCGAGGAGCAGGUGCGAGGACUGGUUCAGGACAACCUGGUCUUCCAAGGCCAUUCAUCCAGUCCCACCCCCCAGAUCCAGCUGGACCCCCAGAACCAGGAGUGUGUGCUGCUCAACAACACCCUGCUCAGCCCCUCACUGCAGCAGGGAUCUGGCUGCCCUGACCCCCACUGGGCCCUGGAGAACCCCCCUCCACGUCCCCAUGGCAACGACCCAUCUGGUUCCAGCUCCUCUGCCCAUCCCACAAACCUUGCCAUUGCAGUUACGACAAGAAUUACAGCCUCAGUGGAGAGCGGUUGCCAUAACAACGGCAGCAUCUUCUGCACAGUUCUUUGAGGGUGACCUGUGAAGAUUCUUUUGACUACACAUGUCACCUUGACACUGAAGGGCCCAAAUAUGCACUCCAGGGCUGGUUUGGCCCACUGAAAGAGACUUACUGAGCAUACAUUUUACAGUCUGUUGUAGAGUUCACCUUUUUGAGUGAUAAAGCUGUGGUCAAACACCACAGCAUGAUGACUUGAGCCACGUUUGGUUAAGCGAAACAGGCCCAGUGAUGUAUGAGCUGAAUACAGGAAUGGCUGCUGGCGAUCGUAACCCAAGUGUCAAGAAGCCCAUCAAUGCCUUUACCACAGACGACGACAUCACUCCUUCGGCACCCACCAGCAGUGAGGCAUGUGCCAAAGCACAUGAAGAACUCUGAGGCAGGAGAGUAUGAUGGGAGGUCAAAGAGAAUAAAAGCACAAACAGGGUGGCGGUUGCUUCCCUGCUGAGGCCUUGAGAAGGUAAACAGCAGAGGUGUGCGUGCGUGCGUGUGUGUGUGUGUGUGUGCGCCAAGGGACCCCUCUCCCCAUGGCAUCAGCACCCAUCUGCACCUAGCAGGCAGCAGGGCCAAUUUAACCACGACACGCCCAGCUGCUUCUGCCAUGACAACACCUGACUGGGCUAUUCUCAAACCACACUGAGCCCAUGAAGCUAAAGGAUGGAAACCAGCACGAGUCUACUUAGUGUUCUACAAUGUCUCACAUGUCAUUAUGAAGUGUCAAUUCUCACAUUCCAUACCAGCAAUUUAUUUCAAACAAUCUGUCUGGGGUGGGGGGGGGUAUGGCCCGUUACUGGGCAAACGUUUCUUUUUUGACAUUACUGAAAUGCCUGUCUGUUGAAUGUACUCCUGUGGUUCCUUUAGUGAAACUGACACCACUGUCUUAGUAUUUGCCUCAGCUAAACCAUGACCCACAAACCCUGUUUACAAAUGUGCCUCUCUUUUUGUUUAAUUAAAAAUGAUAAAUAUGUA